This is a messenger RNA of Schizophyllum commune H4-8, 2306 nucleotides long. RefSeq lists its product as uncharacterized. Gene Ontology annotation, biological process: siroheme biosynthetic process. The record is from RefSeq and is a predicted model, not a curated record. Bases 427 to 2208 code for a protein of 593 amino acids. NCBI's taxonomy places the organism in Eukaryota, Fungi, Basidiomycota, Agaricomycetes, Agaricales, Schizophyllaceae. The transcript has a single exon. Gene Ontology annotation, molecular function: uroporphyrin-III C-methyltransferase activity.
CCGGCGUCCGUCUCGUUCUCUUCCCACCACCAUCAUGAUGUCGUGCUCGUCCUCCGAAUUCUCUUUCGCGCAACCAAUGCCGGCAGCAAAGGCGGAGAGGCUUACAAAAUCCCAUCCUUGCUCGCUGAACACCACAAUCUUGGAAUGACCACCUUUGGAGCGCCCGCAUCCAACUCCUUUCCGAAUACGCACAGGACUCGCAGUAGACGACUGGUGGAAAUAUCAGGCCAGGGCGCUCGAGCCGCUCUGCCAACGCCACCGCUCGCAGGGGAUGGCUCUGCGGAAGCCCCGCGGAUUCGGAAUACAAUGGCAUCACGUGUGAUGGAACAAUAAUCGCGACUCGAUCACUCACGAAUUCCCCCCUUCAUAAUUGGCCGCUAUGCACUCUGGUCUCCCAUCUUCCCCACCCCUCUCACUUCGCCCACCAUGGGAUUCCCGAAACCUCAGGGCGGCGCAUCGCUGAUGCUCACGUUCAAGCUUGCCAACAAGACGGUUCUGAUCGUAGGGGGCGGCACCGUAGCUGCGACCCGUGCGUUCGCAGCGCUCGAGGCGGACUCGUCGGUCGUAGUGGUGGUGAAAGGGGGGAAGGAUGCAGCAUGCGAGGAACUCAAGUGGCGUGCCGAUGAGCGCCAGAUCACUCUCCUCGACUGGGACAAGCUCCCCACCAGCUCGACCAGUGAGAACGACGUGCAGGCGCUCGAUGCCUACCUGGCUUCCCUCCCCUCCGUCUCCUUCGUCUGCGUCACGGACACCGUCCUCGGGUACUCGCAGCGCUCUAGAGCGUCCGCUGAGCAGAUCUACAACGUCUGCCGCGCUCGCAACAUUCCUGUCAACACCACCGAUAUCCCCCAGCUCUGCGACUUCUCCUUCACCGCCACCCAUCGCUUCGAGCACCACGAAACAGGCCAGCGCUCCCCCAUCCAGAUUGGCGUCACCACGAAUGGACAAGGCUGCCGACUGGCUGGCCGCGUCAAGCGCGACAUCAUCGCGAGCAUCCCAAAGGAGAUCGGCGCCGCGGUGGAGAAGGUUGGCUACAUGCGAAGCACCGUCAAGGAUGACCUCCCCGAGGAAGACGAGCACGCAUGCGAGGACGGCAGUACCUCAACGCCGAACCGUCCUGUCCCUCAGCGUAUGCCCUCCGAUCCAGAGACGCCCGCCGAGCAGGCGCGUCGGCGCAUGAAGUGGGUGGCGCAGGUCAGCGAGUACUGGCCGAUCCACAAGCUCGCAGCGAUGACGGCACAGGACAUGGCAGCCGUCCUUUCCGGUGACUCCCUUACCGUACCACAGACACCACCCACCGAGCCCACCCUUCACACUCUUGACGAACCCGAACGUAAGGGCCGCAUCCUCCUCGUCGGAUCCGGCCCAGGCCAUCCCUCCUUGCUCACCGUCGCCACGCGUGACGCGCUCACCACUCAUGCCGACCUUGUCCUCUCCGACAAGCUCGUGCCCGCGGCCGUCCUCGAGCUCAUCCCCCCGAACGUCGAGGUGCGCAUCGCGCGCAAGUUCCCGGGCAACAACGACGGCGCGCAGAACGAGAUGAUGGAGCAGGCCGUCGAGGCUGCGCGCGCAGGCCGCACCGUCGUGCGCCUCAAACAGGGCGAUCCUGUCGUGUAUGGCCGCGCAGGCGAGGAGGUCCUCUACUUCCGCGAGCACGGCUUCGAGCCGGUCGUCAUCCCGGGUGUCUCCUCCGCGCUCGCGGGGCCGACCUUCGCGGGCGUGCCGGUCACGCAGCGCGGCGUGGCCGAGUCGCUGAUGGUGUGCACGGGCGUGGGGCGGAAGGGGCGGGAUGUGCAGCUGCCGGGGUACGAGCGCGCGCGGACGACGGUCAUCCUCAUGGGCGUCGCGCGCCUGCCGCAGGUCGUCGCGGCGCUGACGGAUCCCGCGGAGACCACGCGGCGCGCUGGCCCGGCCUACCCGCUACAUACGCCCAUCGCCAUCGUCGAGCGCGCCUCGAUGCCGGACCAGCGCGUCGUGUACUCGACGUUGAAGGAUAUCGUGCUCGCGAUGGAGAGCUCGGGCGAGCAGCGGCCGCCGGGCAUGAUCGUGCUUGGAUGGGCCGUGUUGGCGCUCUGGGAGAAGGGCGACGUGCAGGUGCUCGAGGAAGGCGGCGAAAAGAAUGACGAGGAGCGUGUCAAGCGCUGGCUUGGGAAAGAUGCAGGGUGGAGAGUGCGUGAAGGGUUAGAUGCGCAGUGGGCGGGAUUGUAGAUGUAAUAUCUCAUAGAUGUCUGGAUUUGCUGCUGCUUUGUAUCGUCGUUUGUGUUGUACUGAUCAAUUAUAUAUGCUCGUGGCUGCUCCUCACCUGA